UCUCGCUUUAUCCCUCUUUGUCCGGUGGCGAUACAAGGCCAUGAUAAUUAUGGCAAAAUUUGCGUUUUUGAAUGAAUUAUAGUUGAAUGGUGAAAUCAACAAGCAUACACCGUGUGACGACUGGUUUGCUGGCAAUGACACACCAGAGAUUUUCAAUUUAAAGGACAGCCGAGCGAGCAACGGAGAAAGGUCAUAUUAGCCAAUGGCUGCCGACUCGGGGAGACUACAGGCGGGACAAGGAAAACGAAGCAGAGCUUCACAGAUGAAGAGCCCAGAGAAGAAGAAGGCAAGGAAAUCCACGACUCAGGCGGCGGGUUUCUCCCACCUCACUGAGUUUGCACCCCCUCCUACCCCUAUGGUGGACCAUCUGGUCGCCUCCAACCCCUUUGACGAUGACUUUGCAUCCCCAUCCAGACCUGGUGGGGCAGGUGGACCAGGUGGUGCUCCAUUUCUUCCCAGCCCAGGUGCCGGUGGAGGAGGUGGGUAUGGAGGAGGAGGCAGAAUGAGUGGAGGCAUGAACUUCAUGGGAGGACCGGGAGGACCCGGUGGCGGCCAGCCUGGACGGAGGCCCCCAUUUGGCCCUCCGUCUAAUGCUGUACCCCACCACCAGCUAGGUUUUGGAGGAAUGCCCGGCUUUGGAGGUGGAGGUGGAGGUGGAGGCGGAGGGGGUGGAGGGGGUGGAGGAGGAGGGGGUGGAUUCCCUCCUGGUGGCCCCUCUCAGUUCAGUAUGCCACCCAGCUUUAGUCCACCCAUGCAUCCUGGGCCAGGAUUCAAUCCCAUGUUGUCCCCAGGAGGCAUGGGAGGACCUGGAGGUGGGGGGCCACCACACCCUCGGUUUGGGAUGCCCCCACAGCAGCAGCACGGACAGGGUGGGCACCCGUUUAACAGCCCUCCGUUACCUGGUGGUGGUGGCCCAAGAGGGCCCUUGCCUCCCAUGGGAGGAGGCAUGGGUCCUGGACUGAACAUGAUGGGAGGCAUGAGCGGUGGCCCAGGUGGCAAUAUGGUGGGAGGGUUGCCAGGAAUGCCCCCUCAAGGACAGUUCCCUCCUUCACAGGAUGGCCCUUACCCUGGCCCCAGCCCACCAGGCCCAGGCAAUGAGGAUGGAAAGAACUUUGGUGGAGGAGGUGCACCACCUGGGCCUCAGCAGCAACAACAGCAGCAGCAGCUUAACAUAAAUCCAAAUGGCCCUCCCCCUAAUAAUACAACGCCUGGGCCUCCUCCAAAUUCUGGCCCACCUCAGCCUGGGGGUGGCUUCCCUGGCCACUCUGAUGUCCAGCAGCCCAACGCCAAUACACCUGUUCAGCCUCCAUCAGCACCACCACAGCCUAACCCCAACUCUUCUCCUACUGGCCCUCUGAAUGGAUCAGGUCAGCCCCAGCAUCCUCCGCCUAGUCAGCUACAGCCCCCCAGCAACACAAAUACCCCUAACUCUAACAACUCUACGCAGCAGCAACAGUCAACCCCACCUAACUCUGCACCGGGCUCCACCCCUUACAACCAACAGAACAACACUACUGGCACUGGGGGUCCCAUGUCAAAUACUGCCACCAAUUCAGGUCAGAACAACAUGACCAACAAUAAUGGAGGCAACACUCCCGGCAGCAAUCCAAACCCCCCCUCUAACUCCACGUCAACUCCGAACACCCAGUCUCCCCUGCCUUCUGGGCCUGCUGCCCCCUCAACCGGGCCCGGUUCUGGCCCCGGAAAACUCGGUGGCUCUGGGAUGAUCUUCCCCUGCGGUCACUGCAUGGCAGAGGUGCACGACGACCAGGACGCCAUCCUUUGCGAGGCUUCAUGCCAACGCUGGUUCCACCGUGAUUGCACAGGGCUGACAGAACCAGCAUAUGGGCUGCUGACUCGAGAGAGCGCUGCUGUUUGGGCUUGUGACUUUUGCAUCAAGACCAAGGACAUCCAGGCGGUGUUUGUGCGCCAGGGAUUAGGCCAGCUGGUGGCAGCUAAUGAGAGCUGAGGAGUAGAUGAGAAAGAGCAGCACUGAUUUGCGGCGCCUACGGACAAAUAGAGACUCUGAUCUAACCGAAUGACCUGUGUGUCAUGUCAGCUACUUGCUCAGCUUUCUCUUGACUAGCCCUUUACUUGUUCACUACACAGAGAAACACACUCAUUGACAUUCAUGCUUAUAUAUAGCACUUUGAGUGGCUCUCAGUAAAUGAUUUUUCCUUCACCCACCUCCCACCCUCUGUCCCCACCCCUACAGGAGUCAAAACAUGAUGAAUGUUAAAACUACAUAGUCCUUCAGAUAUCUAGCCUGCCAACCAGCAAAGCACUGACACCAACACACUACCUCACACAGUUUGUGACUGACUGGCACGGAAGCACCCACACUGACUGUGAUUUACUCGCUGCACUCAUGUAUCACAUGCGUGUGGUGAUGACUUAGACACGUAGGCGGGGAAGAUGAUGUUAAAAUGUUCCCGCAACUGUGUACAGUGAGGUUAAAUAAAUGGAGGAUACAUUAAUUGACUCAUCCUACUAAAAUGCUUGUCUAGUACUGCCCUGUCACAUGUUAGCCUUUUUUACUGCAAGCAAGUGAAAAAAAAAUGGAGGAAAAACAUCACUGUAUUGCAGUAUAAAAACCUCAGCAUCAUGUGUAUUGUGAAAUGUCAGCUGGGGUAAGAUUUUUUUUUUUUUUUUUUUUUUUCUUAACGAUUCCUGCACAUCCACACAUGCAUGCAUACAUACAUACAUACAUACAUACAUACACACACUUUGACUCUACAUCUUGUACCAUUUUGUACCCAGUGCUGAUUAAUCCAAAGGAGACUCGGGCUGAGAUUUCAUCCGCACCUCACAGAGGAUCUUGCCGUCGAAACAGUUGUAAAUAUUAGGACAAAACAUUUGUCUGGAUCUUCCAUCAGCUGUGAACGUGCCGCAGACUCUGCCAAAAUAAUGAUCAAAAUAUUGAGUUAAACUCGUGUCUCGGUUGUAUAUGAUACGGUAUUUUGUUUUUAUACAGUACAUUUGAGUCAGCUGUUUCUUUUUAUCUCUGCAGUACUUCAUACAUUGUGAAAUCAGUGCUUUUGGAUGGUGUUGGCAUAGCAAGUAGUGACAUCAUGUCAUAUCAGAUGUGCAUAGUCCUUUUAAAAAAAAAAAAAAAAAUCAAGAAAGGGGGGGGGGGUGGGGGUGCAUGUGAACCAAUGCAGUAACUGUCUGAUUUGUUGAUGUUUAUAUUCUGGUUUCUGAGCUGCAGGAGACCUGAAAGUAGACCAAAUAACGAAAGAACGAAAAAAAAAAUUAUCUGUUUUUUCACUUUUCUGGCGCAGUAUAAGGUGUUAUCUUCCUUCUCUCCUUCCUUACUUUUCUUUAUUCAAUGUCCGAGUUGCCUUUCUUUUCUUGCUCUCAGCUGUUCCCUUUUAUUUUGUACUGGUAUUCGUGCUGUGCUCUUGCUCUGCUCUGGUGCCUCCUGGUGGAACCUGGAGGAACCAGUGACUCCUACACCAGGUGGGGAACAGAAAGGUACUGAACUCUGAAGUAAAGACAGAUUUUUUUUUU
This is a messenger RNA of Archocentrus centrarchus (flier cichlid), 3510 nucleotides long. RefSeq names its product pygopus homolog 2 (Drosophila) (gene pygo2). The transcript is spliced from 4 exons. The record is from RefSeq and is a predicted model, not a curated record. Bases 203 to 1969 code for a protein of 588 amino acids. Lineage: Eukaryota; Metazoa; Chordata; Actinopteri; Cichliformes; Cichlidae.